Lepus europaeus (European hare) is the source of this 2805-nucleotide messenger RNA. It is a transcript of the gene HLF, whose product is annotated as HLF transcription factor, PAR bZIP family member. Gene Ontology annotation, cellular component: nucleus. The coding region runs from base 375 to 1262 and encodes 295 amino acids. NCBI's taxonomy places the organism in Eukaryota, Metazoa, Chordata, Mammalia, Lagomorpha, Leporidae. Gene Ontology annotation, molecular function: DNA-binding transcription factor activity, RNA polymerase II-specific; RNA polymerase II cis-regulatory region sequence-specific DNA binding. The transcript is spliced from 4 exons. The record is from RefSeq and is a predicted model, not a curated record. Gene Ontology annotation, biological process: regulation of transcription by RNA polymerase II.
CCGCCGGCGGGUGCCCCCCUUCUUUUUGGCGGUUUUGAACAUUUGUGCGGGACGAGGGGCUCGCGGCAGGUGAGAGCAUCUUGCGCGUCGCCGGGAAGCCCGCUGGCCCCUGGCGCGCCCCCCUGGGACCGCCUGCACCGCGGCCCCGAAAGUUUUUUUUUUUUUUUCUUAAAUAUCUUAACAUUCAGAUGUAUUUAUCAAGAUAGAAGUAAUUUUAUUUUAUUUUUUUCCUUCCCUUAUCUCUACCGCCUUGAAAGCGAGCACUUUCGGCCAAGGCCAGAGGAAAACGCUCGGCCACAUUUGGGCUUGGGGAGGGGGGGAGGGCGAUUUGAUUUUAUUUUCUUAAAGAAAAAAAAAAAAUUGAGUGCAUCGAGAUGGAGAAAAUGCCCCGCCAGCUCCCCCUGAACCCCACCUUUAUCCCGCCUCCCUACGGCGUGCUCAGGUCCCUGCUGGAGAACCCGCUGAAGCUCCCCCUCCACGAAGACGCCUUUGGUAAAGAGAAAGACAAGGAGAAGAAGCUGGACGAUGAGAGCAGCAGCCCGACGGUCCCGCAGUCGGCGUUUUUGGGGCCCACCUUAUGGGACAAAACCCUCCCCUAUGAUGGAGAUACCUUCCAGCUGGAAUACAUGGACCUGGAGGAGUUCCUGUCGGAAAAUGGCAUUCCCCCCAGCCCGUCCCAGCAGGACCACAGCCCCCACCCCGCCGGGCUGCAGCCGGCCCCCGCGGCUGCCCCCUCGGUCAUGGACCUCAGCAGCCGGGCCUCCGCACCCAUUCACCCUGGCAUCCCAUCUCCCAACUGCAUGCAGAACCCCAUCAGACCAGGUCAGCUGUUGCCAGCAAACCGCAAUACACCAAGUCCUAUCGAUCCAGACACCAUCCAGGUCCCGGUGGGCUACGAGCCAGAUCCAGCGGAUCUCGCCCUCUCCAGCAUCCCUGGCCAGGAAAUGUUUGACCCUCGCAAACGCAAGUUCUCUGAGGAAGAACUGAAGCCACAGCCCAUGAUUAAGAAAGCCCGCAAAGUCUUUAUCCCUGAUGACCUGAAGCAGGAUGACAAGUACUGGGCCAGGCGCAGAAAGAACAACAUGGCGGCCAAGCGCUCCCGCGACGCCCGGCGGCUGAAGGAGAAUCAGAUUGCCAUCCGGGCCUCGUUCCUGGAGAAGGAGAACUCGGCCCUCCGCCAGGAGGUGGCUGACUUGAGGAAGGAGCUGGGCAAAUGCAAGAACAUACUUGCCAAGUAUGAGGCUAGGCACGGGCCCCUGUAGGAUGGCAUUCUUGCGGGCUUUGCUUUGGAAUGGAUGGACAGUUUGUUUCCUGUCUGAUAGCUCCACACCCAAACCGACCUUUCUGACAUCAGCACUUUACCAGAGGCAUAAACACAACUGACUCACAUUGUGUGCAUCGUGUGUGUGUGAGUGUACGUGUACACCUGCUUGUGCUCGUGUGUGUGGCCCACAGGGUGCGUGCUUGCGUGCAUGUGUGUGUGCGUGCGAGUGUAUGUGUGUGUGUGUCCCCUUUGCACUUGCCAUUUUUAGGUAGCCCUCUCAUUCUCUUUUAGUUCCAACAAAAGGAAGGUGCCAUGUUUUUACUCGACUCUGGAGCCCCCUCGGGGAUCCACCUCCCCUUCCCGUCUUCCCGGCUCCUGCCCUUUCUGUGUGGCUUGGUGUUGCAGCUUCCCCACUCCUGCAGGACCCUGUGCUAGGAUUCCCUGCGAGGGGCCCUGGUGAAAUAGUGGAUCUCAGUUGUCAAGAGUUCCAGCUCCUGUUCCUGUCACCUGGAAGUGACCCUGCUCACAAGGUGCCCCAAAUACCUUCCCCCAGCACUACACGCAGCUCUGUCCACUCACAGAUUGCUUUCCUCGUAUUUUCCGUUUUGGUGGUAAUUGUCUUCAAAUUGAAAGUGCUGUUUAAGAGUUCUUAGAUGCCGUAUUUACUUACUGCUAUCUAAUAAGUUUCCUUUCAAUUCUGCCAGCCCCGCCUAAGUAGGAGUACUCUUCUAGAACACAGGGUGUCUCUGCACUGUCUGUACUAAAGCAAUAAUCCUGCUGUGCACUAGAGCAUGCUGCCUGAGUCUCCUAGUGGACGCAGGAUGUUUUCCCUACCUAAGGAUCUCACUGUCUUUUAAAAACAAAAAGGAAUGCAUUUGCGCAUGACCAGAACAUCCCCAGGACAGGGAAGCAGAGGGAGAUGGGAGGUCUAAGAAUGAGGGGUUCAUUUCUCAGUCCACGAGCCAUGGACCAGCCUUUGCCGUUGUGUUUGGUUUUGUUCUCUCCCCUCUCCCAAACCCCACCCACCUCCUACUUCUCUAGUUAACUUUGUCCAUAUCCCUCUUGAUAUUCCAAGCAAUUCAGUGACUUAAGAUUGAGUUUUCCCAUUUUUUUGUAAUAUAUUUUUGUGAAUUAUACUUUGCUGUUUUUAAAAAAAUCAGUUAAGUUAAUAAGUUGAUGUUUUGUAAGGCCCUUUUUCCUCAUGGUGUCAUUUUUGAAUGCCUCAUAAAUUAAUUAUUCUAGAGCUUAUGUUUCUUACUCUGUUUGCUUUUGAACGUAUGUGCUCUUAUAAAGUAGACUUCUGAAAAACGAAUGUAAAAGACACUGGUGUAUCUCACAAGGGGAUGGCUUUGUCACAAACUGUGGUUAAUCCAAUCAAUCUAAGUGUUUACUGUAGACCAAAAGGAGAUUAUUAAAUUGUUUAAUGUUUAUACAGAGUAAUUAUAGGAAGUUCUUUUUUUGUACAGUAUUUUUCAGAUAUAAAUACUGACAAUGUAUUUUGGAAGACAUAUAUUAUAUAUAGAAAAGAGAAAAGGAAAACU